This is a messenger RNA of Symbiodinium natans, 1944 nucleotides long. NCBI's taxonomy places the organism in Eukaryota, Dinophyceae, Suessiales, Symbiodiniaceae. The record is from the annotation of a GenBank genome assembly.
AUGGAGGGUCUGCCGGGCCAUGCCGGCAUGCCUGUGCAGCCGCACAAGCUCCCGCCCGACCAAAAGGACGCAGAGGAUGAGAACCAGGAAAUUCCGAUGCUGCCAAAAGGCUUCGUGACUCCAGCCACAACACAGAUUGCUGGCGGAGAGCUCUCCAAGGCACCAUUCUGCGGGCGACGUUUGCGGUGGGCAGUCAGCAUGACACUGCUUGGCUUCUUGCUGUUCUGUAUCUGCUGGGUCGCACCCUUGGCUCCUGUAACCUGGCUUGCGCUGAUGAGAUUGUUUCAACAGCCAGGGUGUCCUCGCAACAUGCGCCAUGCACUCUGCAACUGGGGCCGGUUCUAUAGGGGCACAUCGGGCCACGAUGGGUCCCUGGCACCUUCGGCGAACAAUCGGCUGUGGGUGGAUCCUAACACCACCGUCGCCCACCAAUCGAUGGCAGAUCUGGUGGACAUGUUGCAGCAGGGCCAGCCAGAGGAUGUGCAUGAGAAUUUAUGCCAUGUCAUUGAAGAGUGGUUGCCCCGAGUGGGUAUGAACGGAUUGAUUGACUUGCUCUCCGGCAUGGAACAUGCCAGGGAGCAUGAGUCUGCAGAGGUCUGGGGAAUAGAUUUGGACGACUUUACGCCAGACUUGCUGGACAUUUCAGGGAACUGGAAACACGAUCUUGGUGCUUACGUCAUCUCUCGCCUUGACCCCCAUACUGUGGUGAACAGCAGAAGAUACCUUGGGCAUGCCGUGGAAGUCGCGGGCUCCUUGAAGCUUGGUGGUGCUCCUCUGCACGCCGUCACUUGGUCGGCCAUGCUGGCUUUCCUCGAGGCCUCCGGGUGGUCCAACGCCUCCGGCCUCUGGGAUUUUGCCAUGGGCCGCAUCUGCCUCGCCUUUCAGGAUCUACCCGGCCUUUUCGUGCAUUGCGUUCAUGGCUUUGGACAUGGAGCCAUGCUGGCCGGUAUUGCACUUGGUCUGGACGAAGGCCAGCGAUCAGCCUACACAGCACGGCCCGCAUGUGAGCGAGUUCGAAAUGGAACUUCUGGCUUCGAGCUUUCACCGCAGAUGCUCGACAAUGCUCUGAGAAUCUGCCAUUCGAGUCCUUCACGACAACUGGGCUAUGUUUGCGCGGGAGGUGCUUUCAUGGAGUUCUGGAAGACCUUUGGAUCCGAUUGGGAUCCGCAGUAUGAUGGCCACGCCUUGCCUUCAGAACCCAUCGCGGAAGUUGAAGUGGUGGAGGACUGGCGGACAUCAGCACGACCCAUCGAGGCCACUGCGGACCGAAGUCCUGCAGACGUGAAGAGCUGGAUGAUCGAGCACAGCUGUGCCUUCGCAAACUUUUCGGCAGCCUGCUUUCGUUUUGAGCCAGGCCUGGGCGUUUCGCAUCAGGCCGACAAGCUCCAAGCACUGGCCGACGUGCCCAUUUUCGAGCCCUGCACGCAGAGCCUCUGGAGCUCUGGUGUCACCUGGGACCUUCAACACCUGCGCGGCUGCAUUUUGGGGCGCUCCUUUGCACUGUACCCUGACUAUGAUUUGUGGCGCUACGGUCGACUGGCCCGACGGCUUGGGCGCGUUCAGUUUGAAGAGAGACUGCCAACCUUGGCGGAGUGGUGUGCCAUGUACGAGCCCUUGACCGGAACUACAGGCCGGAACCAAAGCUACGGCACCAACACCGCUUGGUCUUCUGCCGAUUUCUUAAAGUUUCCGUUGCUGUCGGGCGUGCGGUCGUACAGCAACUGGCUGGCGUGCAUUGCCGGCGGCAUGGCCCAUGUGGCUUUCAUUGUGGAAGGCGAAGCUGUCAAGGAUGCUGCUGUUCACGAUCAUUGCAAGCAAAUUGACGACUCGCGAGGGCAGCAGCUGUGCAUUGAGACCGGCCUCAGCCGGCAUCUGCGCAACCUGUCCGAUCUGCACAUUUGGCCGCUUGAGCUGCUGGAGGAAGAAGAGAUUCAUCCUUUUUGA